CCCCCGGGCCGCGAUUAAACAAGGUGGCUACAGACGUUGACCAGAGAAGCGAGAUUUGGGAAGCUGCGGCUCGACAUUGGUCGCGCCAUGCAGAUGGAGAUGGAGAUGGAGCGGUAGCUGCCAUCGAUUCGGGUCGCAUAUUCGCAUCGUCUUCUUCUUUGUUUGGUUGGUCUGCGUGGUGGAUCGGUCUUGGUGGUUGAGGUGGAGGCCGACAUGGAGCGCGUUGUUGGCGACUUCAACCUCCUCCUCCAACGCGGCGGCGCCGCCGGUGAACGUCCGUGUGGGAGCGAGGGAGGGGGAGGGGGAUCGCCGGGGACGGAGGAGGCGGCGGCCGUCGCGGUGAAGCAGCGGAUCGCGCGGGCGCUGCGGCUGUACAAGGAGGCGGCGGGCGACGGCGGCGGCGGGUGGAUGGUCCAGGUGUGGGCGCCGGCGAGGGACGGCGCCCGGCGCGUGCUCGCCACGCGGGGGCAGCCGUUCGUCCUGGCGUCGCAGUGCCACCGCCUGUUCCAGUACAGGACCGUCUCCCUCACGCGCGUCUUCCCCGUCGGCGGCGCCGCCGCCGCCGACGAGCAGGGGCUUCCUGCCAGGGCGUUCGACGCGACGGCGCCGGAGUGGACGCCCAACGUGCAGUGCUACGGCAGCGGCGAGUACGCCCGCAUUAGCUACGCGCUCAUCUACGACAUCCAGGGCAGCCUCGCCCUCCCCAUCCUUGACCCCGACGACGCGAGCUCCCCCCUCGCCGUGCUCGAGCUCGUCACCACCGCCCCGCUGCUCCGCGUCUCCGGCGAGGUCGCCAACCUCUGCAACGCUCUUCGGGCAGUGUCACUGAGAGGUGCAGGGAUUUGCAACCGUGCAGCCGAGAUAGUCCAUCGAGAUGCGACCCGGGCGGCCAUGGCCGAGGUAUCGGAGCUCCUGAUCACGGUGUGCGAAGCUCACAAGCUGCCAUUGGCACAGACAUGGGUGAGAUGCUGGAGCUGCGGCGGCGGCGGCGAGGACACGGAGAAGGCCGCGCUGACGACCGCCGGCGCGCCGUUCCACCUCGCCGCCGGCGCGGACGCGCGGGGCUUCCGCGACGCCUGCGUCGAGCACCACCUGCAGCGUGGCCAGGGGCUCGUCGGCACCGCGGCGCGCGCGCCGGGCGGCGGCCGCCUCUGCGCCGACGUCGCGCGGUGCUCCAAGGACGACUACCCUCUCGCGCACUACGCUGGCAUGUACGGCCUCGCCGGAUGCCUCGUGCUACGCGCUGAGCUCAGCGCGGCGGCCAUGGCGGACGCCGCCGCCGCCACCGCCGGCGACGAAGAGGACUGCGUCGUGCUGGAGCUCUUCCUCCCGCCGGACUGCACCGGCGUCGCGGAGCAGAAGGCGGCGGUGGACGCCGUCUCCGCCACGAUCAAGCAAUGCUCCGGCAACCUGAAAGCCAUUGUGAUCAGCAACUUGGAUGAUUUGUUCUUGGAUACUAUGGCAGAUGGUGAUCACCAACUAAGGCAUGAAAUGGAUGAUCUUGGAGAUGAUCAAAGAUGCUCGGACGAGGAGGAUCUGCAGCUGCUGGAGAACACAAACAUUGGUGAGCUUAACAUUCACAAUGCAGAUCAAAUCAGAAAUGAGGAUCCUACAUCACAAGUUGGCAAGAACAAGACGAAAAGAGGAAAAGCUGAGAAAUCUGUCACUUUGGAGGAGCUGCAGAAACACUUCUCUGGUAGCUUGAAGGAUGCUGCAAGAAGCCUCGGUGUAUGCCCAACAACAAUGAAACGCAUCUGCAGGCAGCAUGGCAUCCCAAGGUGGCCAUUUCGCAAGAUCAGCAAGGUGAACCGCUCCCUCGACAAGAUGAAGCGCGUCAUGGAAUCCGUGAACUGCUCGCCGUCGCCGCCGGUGGCCAUGCCUGCUCACCCAGCUCUUCUUCUCCCUCCGCCGCCGCCGCCACCGCGGCCAUGCCUGUCAAGUACCGUAGGAGAGACCUCCUCCCAUGGAUCAUGCCAGGCGCCGCCAUCUCACGCCAAAACUGCAUUGCGAAAACCUCCGAGGUGCGGCAAUGGCGACGGCGUGGUCACCAUCAAGGCCAGCCACAGAGGUGACAUCAUCAGGUUCAGGGUGCCGUGCUCAGCCGGCGUCGCGGCGGUGAAGGCGGUGGUGGCCAAGCGGCUGAGCCUGGACGCCGGCGCCUUCGACGUCAAGUACCUGGACGACGACCACGAGUGGGUGCUUCUGUCCUGCGACGCCGACUUCCAGGAGUGCCUCGACGUCGUCCCGGCAUUGCCGUCGAUGUCGGUGACGGCGAGGUCAGGCUCCGGAGCGGCGGCUCCGGUGGUCGUCAGGCUGAUGGUCCAGGAGGUAGCUGAUAACAUCGGGAGUUCCUGCGCUAGCUCAGAUUAGUUGUAAAAAAUGUAGCUGAAAGUGUGAAACCAGUAGCAGGAACAUCAAACAGAUUUCUCAAGUUUUUACUACUGAUACACAUACAAGAAAGUUCAGACCUGUCAAAAAUCACUGUAAAAAGGAACAUGCCUUAGAGAGUGUCAAUAUACCAUGAACAUUGUUUCAUCUUGAAUAAUAACCGGAAAGAGAAAGGCACAAAUUGCUUCA
Oryza sativa Japonica Group (Japanese rice) is the source of this 2577-nucleotide messenger RNA. Its product is annotated as protein NLP3-like. Gene Ontology annotation, molecular function: protein binding; DNA-binding transcription factor activity. NCBI's taxonomy places the organism in Eukaryota, Viridiplantae, Streptophyta, Magnoliopsida, Poales, Poaceae. The record is from RefSeq and is a predicted model, not a curated record.